Messenger RNA from Aspergillus glaucus CBS 516.65, 399 nucleotides. RefSeq lists its product as uncharacterized. The transcript has a single exon. The record is from RefSeq and is a predicted model, not a curated record. Bases 1 to 399 code for a protein of 132 amino acids. Lineage: Eukaryota; Fungi; Ascomycota; Eurotiomycetes; Eurotiales; Aspergillaceae.
AUGCAUGCAGCAGAUCAUGUACCAAUUCUCACAGAAUUAGAUAUACCUGUACAGAAGUCCCCAGAAAAGCUAAAGAUGCAAUGGCUGGAAGCUGAUUGGGACAUCUUCCUAAAAGCAAUGGCCGCAAAUCUCCAGCCUAUAUGCCCCCUAGCUACCACUGAGGAGAUAGAUGCCACAGUUGACCACCUGAUUAAAACCAUCCAACACUCUGCAAAGAACACUGUUCCUGUAUCCAGGAUCACACCAUACAUGCGCCCAGGAUAUCUCCCAGAACUAAAGGGACUACGCAACAAUGUUAACUGCACACGAUGCUGGGCCGCUUCUGGCCAGGAGGAAGACAUCAAGGCAUUCUGUCAGGCCAAGCAUACACUGGGCCGAGAAACCGCUAAACUGAGCUGA